AUGGAGGCCAGAGAGAUGGUCCUCCGACUCCCGGGUCGUGCAAGCUCACUCAGUGGCUUUGGUCAGACAACGGUGUUGCGGCACAAAGAGGUUCAUCAUUUCUUCUUUGUCCCCUUCAGGGAGCAGCCCAUCUACAGCACACGGGCACAUGUCUUCCAGAUCGACCCCAAUACCAAGAAGAACUGGAUGCCCACCAGCAAGCAUGCAGUCACGGUCUCCUACUUCUAUGACAGCACCAGGAAUGUGUACAGGAUCAUCAGCCUGGAUGGGUCAAAGGCUAUAAUAAACAGCACCAUCACCCCGAACAUGAGCUUCACGAAGACGUCGCAGAAGUUUGGGCAGUGGGCAGAUAGCCGUGCCAACACGGUGUAUGGGUUGGGGUUCUCCUCAGAGCAUCAUCUGUCGAAGUUUGCAGAUAAGUUUGCGGAGUAUAAAGAAGCAGCCCGCUUAGCCAAGGAGAAGUCCCUGGAGAAGAUGGAACUGGCGAGCUCUCCAUCUCAGGAAUCGCCUGCUGACAUUCACUCGCCUCUGACCCCUCCCGUCUCCGCUGACCUCUGCCGAGUCAACGGCACUGGCGAUGAUGUCACCUUGUCAGACGCAUCGCCAAAUUCGGAGCUCCAAUCAGAUCUGUCCCCAACCACCCCGACCCUUGCGCACAGUCCGACUACCACCAAGCACUGGGAAGCUGAAUUGGCAGCGCUGAAGAGCAACAAUGCCAAACUAACAGCGGCGUUGCUGGAGUCCACUGCCAACGUCAAGCAGUGGAAACAACAGCUGGCUGCUUAUCAGGAGGAGGCUGAGAGGCUUCAUAAAAGGGUAUCAGAACUGGAAAGCCAAAGUAAUCAAGCCAAUGCGAUCAAGUGUCAGAAAUCAGAGCUCAACAAAACCAUAGAGGAAUUGGAGGCCACACUGAAGGCUAAAGAAGAGGAAAUGGAGCGUCUGAAAGAGGAAGUGGAAAAAGCCAAGCAGCUACAGUCAGAGAAAGAGACGCUUGAACAGAAACUAGAGGCCACAGAUGCGAGGAACAAGGACCUGGAAGAGCAGUUAGCUGAUGUAGAGCAGCGCCUGGAGACGAGCCAGGUAGAGCAGGAGAGCUUCCGCAAGAGCCUCAAAACACUGCUGGAGAUCCUGGACAGCAAGAUCUUCGAGCUGACAGAGAUGAGGGACAACCUGGCCAAACUCAUAGAAGACAGCUAGAACACAUUGCCUUCGUGUCUGCCUCAGAAAACCUGGACUUACGAGGUACAUGGUGAC
This is a messenger RNA of Neoarius graeffei (lesser salmon catfish), 1254 nucleotides long. RefSeq names its product homer scaffold protein 1b (gene homer1b). Bases 1 to 1197 code for a protein of 398 amino acids. The record is from RefSeq and is a predicted model, not a curated record. Gene Ontology annotation, biological process: regulation of store-operated calcium entry; G protein-coupled glutamate receptor signaling pathway. Gene Ontology annotation, cellular component: postsynaptic density; cytoplasm; plasma membrane. The transcript is spliced from 8 exons. Lineage: Eukaryota; Metazoa; Chordata; Actinopteri; Siluriformes; Ariidae. Gene Ontology annotation, molecular function: G protein-coupled glutamate receptor binding.